AUGAAGCGAGCGCGUGUCCGGUGGCGUGCACGCGUCUUCCGCGGCAAACGCCAGAAAGUGGAGCUGAACAAGGAGGACCCGACGUACACUGUGCGGUACCUGGGCAAUGCCGUCACCCUGCACGCCAAGGGCGAGGGCUGCACGGAGGAGGCGGUGGGCAAGAUCUGGGCUAAGAGCGACGCAGGGGCCGGCGGGGCCAAGAUGAAGCUGACCUUGGGACCCCAAGGCAUCCGUAUGACCCCCUGCGAGAAGGGAGCCCGCCGGCCAGGCCACGCGUACCUCCUGCACCGCAUCACCUACUGCGCCGCCGACCGCCGGCACCCCAAGGUCUUUCGUACCUCCUCCGCGGCGGCCAUAAUAAAGUUAAUGCUGCUCAACGCCAAGUGUCCCUACCGCCCACCCGCCGAGAGGGCCCGCUGCGCCCCCCGUCUCAGCUCCAUCCUGGAGGAGGAGGAGGAGGAGGCCUUUGCCCCUCACACACACUCUGGGGUUUGUCUUUCAGGCGUGGUGCGAUCCGUUAAGGAGACCCUGAGCAGCCAGUUUGUGGAGAACUGCAAGGGCGUUGUUCAGAGGCUGACACUGCAGGAGCAUAAGAUGGUGUGGAACCGAACAACCCACCUCUGGAAUGACUACGAGAAGAUCAUCCACCAGAGAACCAACACCACCCCCUUUGAGCUGGUGCCACAGGAGGAAGGCUCUGGGGUCACUGUCAGGGUGAUGAAGCCACUGGAUGCUGCCGAGCUCAGCCUGGAGACGGUGUACGAGAAGUUUCAUCCCUCCGUACAGUCCUUCACUGACGUCAUCGGCCACUACAUCAGCGGGGAGCGCCCGAAGGGGAUUCAGGAGACGGAGCAGAUGCUGAAGGUGGGCACGGUGCUGACAGGAGUGGGAGAGCUGGUCCUGGAUAACACCACCAUCAAGCUGCAGCCGCCCAAGCAGGGCAUGCCCUACUACCUGAGUGGUGUGGAUUUCGACUCCUUGCUGCAGAAACACGAAUCCAGCGUCAGGUUCUGGAAAAUCCUGAUGGUCCUUUUCGGUUUUGCCACCUGCGCCGUCCUCUUCUUCAUCCUACGGAAACAAUACCGGCAUCACCGGGAGAGGCAGCACCUCAAGCAAAUGCAGGAUGAAUUCCGGCAGGCCCAGGAGCGCCUGGCGCGGGAAAUGAACGUAGAGGGCGGAGAGACGCUCAAAAACGCUUGCGUCAUCUGCUUGGGCAACACCAAAUCCUGCGUUUUCCUAGAGUGCGGGCACGUUUGCUCUUGCAGCGAGUGCUACCAGGCUCUCCCCGAGCCCAAAAGGUGCCCGAUCUGCAGGCAGGCCAUCGACAGGGUGGUCCCCUUAUACAACAGUUAAAUUCCUGUGGCCAGAGGGAGCUUUUGGCAUUAAAACUGCCUUUUGCCAAGGGGUUUUCUUGCCUCGCUGCGUGGGUGGCUUGAUUUUUGGGGAAGGGGAGGGAGCUUGAGUGAACGAGGUGCUUCGACUGGGGUGCAGAGCUGGGUCUUACGAGGUGGCGGUCCGGCUGAUCAGGGCUCACAUUGCCUGCUGGAGGUUUCUGGGGGCAGGAGAUGAGGAGUCCUUGCACGGGGCGUGGCGCUCAGCUGGCAGAGGCGAUUUCAAGCUUUUUUUAAGAGUUGGACUCUCGGGGUUUGCAUCACGGUUUGCUGAUCAUCCGUGAGGUCAGUCUGUGAGUGUGUCACGCAGGGACGCUGGAGCAGGGAGGUGAAAAUGCCGUGGCUGAUUUCUGCUUUUGGCUUGAGCUUGGGAUAGAAAAUGGGAUGUAAAGUAAUAAAACAGGAUGA
This is a messenger RNA of Egretta garzetta (little egret), 1799 nucleotides long. It is a transcript of the gene MUL1, whose product is annotated as mitochondrial E3 ubiquitin protein ligase 1. The record is from RefSeq and is a predicted model, not a curated record. Gene Ontology annotation, biological process: organelle organization; protein ubiquitination. Gene Ontology annotation, cellular component: mitochondrion. Bases 1 to 1353 code for a protein of 450 amino acids. The transcript has 5 exons. Gene Ontology annotation, molecular function: ubiquitin-protein transferase activity. NCBI's taxonomy places the organism in Eukaryota, Metazoa, Chordata, Aves, Pelecaniformes, Ardeidae.